This is a messenger RNA of Porites evermanni, 11075 nucleotides long. The record is from the annotation of a GenBank genome assembly. Lineage: Eukaryota; Metazoa; Cnidaria; Anthozoa; Scleractinia; Poritidae.
AUGGGUGCGUUUGCUAGCUUGUUCAAGGGUCUCUUUGGCAAGAAAGAGAUGAGAAUUCUCAUGGUUGGUCUUGAUGCCGCUGGGAAAACAACAAUUCUUUACAAGCUGAAGCUUGGUGAAAUCGUCACAACUAUCCCAACAAUUGGUAUGCAACCGCUCCGACGGACGCCAUUUUAAAUUUCUUGUAGCUUUGAUACGAUGCCUUGAUCGAUGGUUCGAUAUGCAGUGUUCUUUUUAUUCACUGAUCCACGUCAAUCGAAAUGUACCACUUUCAAUUUUUGUUUAUAGGUUUUAACGUAGAAACAGUUGAAUACAAGAAUAUCAGUUUUACAGUGUGGGAUGUCGGCGGCCAAGACAAAAUCAGACCGCUAUGGAGGCAUUAUUUCCAAAACACUCAAGGUACGUAAACUAAUUAACUCACUUUUCGGUUUUCUUCUUAAAGCCUGGCUUUCAUGUCUAGGGAAAAUCCCAGAGGAUCCGGGAUUUUACUGGAAGAGAUAUGUCAGGAGGAUCAGAGAGUCUGUCCGCUUUACGGUCAUUUUGCACCCCCAGGUGGGGUACUCCGGGUUUCAAACGACAGGGAUGAUCGAAUGGGGGCAAAAAUCAAAUCCCCAAAAAAUCUCUAGGGCUUCAAACAAAACCCAAAAUCCCUGGACCAAAAUUUAACCCCCCCAAGAUCUCAUGCUGAAUUUCCGAAAAAAAUUUAUCCGCGGAACUACACAGCUGGGAUAUGUUGGAACUAUCAGAUCACAAAUCUUCAGAUUGUUUUGAAUAUCCCAAAAAAAUCCCUACUUAAUCAAGCUACCGAAAAAAAUACCUGCCAAAAUUUCCAACCCGAAAAAAUCCUUUGACCAUCCUUGUCACUUGAAAUCCGGAGUACACAUCAAUCUCUCAAAUGUCAAACUUGACAUUCAUUGAACUAUUAUUAGUAUUUAGAGUAUAAAGAUCAUGAAAAGUUCGAUGCAAGGAUCCUCCAUUUGGAUUAACAGAUUUGUAUAUUAGGGUUGACUUCAAAUUUGAAGAGGCGUGACAGUUAUCGUACAGCGCUUUUGUCGAGCCCUGCUUUUGUCUUUUGUGGGUCAUUUGUGAACAAUUGCUAAAAGAAUUAAAUUACUAUGUCGUUACUAUGUUGACCAAUCAGCUCUUGUUGGCCAGAUCCCAGACAAUUCUAUGUCAUGAGUAGGGAAUGAUUGGGGGCCAAAUCGCUUUUGUGUCUCCCGUGAAACAUCCCUAUGGCCAUGAGUGAAGAGAGAUGGCUCUGUUUCAAGCUACCUUUUUUAUUUAUCUGAGGAAAGACUAUAGCUAAGAAAAGGAAUGAUUGCGACGAAGUGAAAACCUUUCUUGCUUCCGUAUCCAACAUUCCCGAAAGCACAAAUUUUAGUUUUCAUGUGCCAGGAAUGCUCACGGACCAUUAACCAANGACACAGACGACAAUUAUCCCGGUUUUAGGAAUGGCAGUAACAGUUAGUCUUUACGCAAAGAAUUUCGUUAGGUUUCUUGAGUGAAAACCUUGCCAUGUUUGGUAAAUAACUAAUCGUCGACAUUGGGAUAAUUUGCACGUUGAGGAGAAGAAAAAGAGCCAAAAAUCACCGACUGUUGCAGUUACAGACAAUGUAAACAAUGCAAAUUGACAUGAAACACACGCAGUUCCGAUCGUGCAUAUCUAAUAAAAUACUUGCCAUGAACACAUAAAAAUAAAAAUAUCGACAAGAAAUUGUGACUAGUUUGAUUGUAAUUUGUGGCUUUACAGGCCUGAAAAUACGCUUUUUUUAUUUUUGUCAUGAGCUAUUUAAAACGGCUUGAAUAUGCUGUGAGAAAUAUUAUUUUUUGCGUGGGAUCAACUUCCACAAAUUUAGCUUGACGUGACCAGGUAUUCUCGUUUUUUUCCAGUUCGAAAAGGGGCGAGAAAAAACACAAAACAAAAAAAACAGGUUAGAUUUCAUUCACCCUCGAUGUUUCACGGCAUGAAAAAGUGUUCACUCUUAAUUUCACGGCGUGAAAGUUUACACCGGUUAAAUAAUCACGGCGUGGAAGUCUCAACUGAUCUUUCCCAACAUGAUCAGUUUCACACCAAGAGUGAAAAAUUCUCGCAAGGAGUGAACGGGCGUGGAAUUUGAAAUUCACGCCGUGAAAACUCUAAUUCACGCACCGUGACCGUGAAAAAAAUUCACGGUUUUUAGUGAAAUCCAUAAGCCCCCUUUUCGCAUGAAGGGUCACAUUUGGAAACAAUUGCUAAAAGAAUUAAAUUACUAUGUCGUUACUAUGUUGACCAAUCAGCUCUUGUUGGCCAGAUCCCAGACAAUUCUAUGUCAUGAGUAGGGAAUGAUUGGGGGCCGAAUCGCUUUUGUGUCUCCCGUGAAACAUCCCUAUGGCCAUGAGUGAAGAGAGAUGGCUCUGUUUCAAGCUGCCUUUUUUAUUUAUCUGAGGAAAGGCUAUAGCUAAGAAGUGGAAUGAUUGCGACGAAGUGAAAACCUUUCUUGCUUCCGUAUCCAACAUUCCCGAAAGCACAAAUUUUAGUUUUCAUGUGCCAGGAAUGCUCACGGACCAUUCACCAAAUCUGGAAUAUAUCUGGAAACUGUCAAUACUUCUGACUGCCCCAAUGCCUUGACCAUCCCAGAUCACCAGGGAUAUCUACUAAUUUCAGUGUUCAUUAGUCAGCAGAAGCUGGAAUGGUUGGGAAAAAGUGAAGUUCUCAGUCUGUCUGGGAUUAGUCUCAUAUGAAAACCAGCCAGGUUUCGUUACAUUGGGAAAAUCCCAGAAAUCAACAAUUUUGCUGUUUAUUAAGGGUUUUGACCGCUAUGUUUAGUUGUUCUCUUGCCUGCGACAGCAUCAUUAUGAUUUACACUUAUUUAAAAGUUGACAUUUCGAAUGCUGACACUGACAUCUUCCUUAUCUCAUAUUUAGGGCUAAUCUUUGUUGUGGAUAGUAAUGAUCGUGAACGAGUUGGGGAAGCUAGGGAAGAAUUAAACAGGAUGCUAAAUGAAGAUGAACUCAGAGAUGCUAUUCUUCUUGUUUUUGCAAACAAACAGGUAAAACUGUAAAGAAGAAAAUGGAGCAGUUUCUGCAUGACAAGUGUGUGCAUUGCACAUGUAUGACUUUUGAACAUGAAUCAUAUACACAUAUGGAUAAACAUUAUUUUACAGAAUUUAGGCAAUGUAUUAUUAGCAUGAAUGUCCCCAAGAUUAAUGAGUCAUUUAAGUUUAAUUGCCUUAUGCUGACUAUUAAAGAAGAAAUCUGCAGAGUUGUAGGGAUCAAAAACCAAAUUGCAUUUAAACUUAAUAAAUAAAUCAUUGCUUUCAGCUCUCACACACUGUAGCUAAAUUGAGUGUCUUCCUUAAUUACGUAGAUGUAUUCCUUUUACUACUUAUUUUCUCUAUGUUAACAACAAAUCACAAAAUUUUACCCUUGGGGAGUUCAAAUAAUUUUGCUUUGUUUACUCACGUGUUUUCUUGAAUUCUUAUGUGUGACUCACAGUCCUUUGUUAUGUAUGUUUUUUUCAGGAUUUGCCAAAUGCCAUGAAUGCUGCCGAAAUUACUGAUAAGCUAGGCUUGCACAGCUUACGAAAUCGUCAAUGGUACAUUCAAGCAACUUGUGCAACAAGUGGUGAUGGUUUAUAUGAAGGACUUGACUGGCUUUCUAAUCAGCUGAAAAAUGCAAAGUAACAUAACUGAAUCACAAUGAAAUAAUAAUAGGUAGAAGGUUACUCUGGCCUUGAAAACUCCAAAGUUCCUUAUGUCAAAGAAGAAUUACAGUCCUUACUUUAUUUUUUGAGCAGAUUACAUGUAUGUUAUUUUGUUGGCCUCGGAUGUUCAAAAGUUGGAUAGUGCCCUUCACUUGGUAAGUCACUACCUAGUGGAUAAAUAGUGGGACAAACAGUUGCGCUAUCCACUGGAAAGAAAUUUAUCCAUUAGAUAGCGUUAUCCACCUUUUGAAAAACUGGGGCCUGAUUUUUGUGUUGUUACUUGGUUUGAGAGUUCACAGCAUGAGGCUUUCAAACUUUAGUUUUUUUGUCAGAUAUGUACAGUACAAGGCAAGGUUCCUUUUAAGCCCCAAAAGUGAUUGACAUCGAUUUUUUUGCUAACAUUGUUAAUGCAUAACCAAGAGGAAAGGUGAAGAGUGUUAAUAAAAUGGUCGCAAAGAGGAAAAAUGCUUUGAUCUUUCAUUAAAAUAAUUAUCUGAACUAAUUCUGUAAGAAAAUGUAUGGAGAACAGUCUGGAGAAUUUGUUUGUGGAUGUUGGGACUUAAAAGACACAGUGUUGAGCCACCUUCUGUCAUCAGGAGUUAGCCACCAAGUUUAGGUACUGUUUAAAGAUCUAGUAGGAGUGUAUUUUCAGGUUUAAAAACUCGAGUCUAAACCGAGAAUUUUUACACCUGAUAAUACAUGACUGCAAGUCUUCUGAAUGGCUUCAAAAUCUCUGAUAUAGAUCAACUCAUUCUUGGGGUUAUAUUUAUGUUUGGGAUUAUUUUGGUCUAAAAAAUCAGUCAAAAAGUUAAGUCGCGUCUAUCAGAUUUAAAGACACUCCCAUUAAAGAUUAACGUCUUUUGUUUUUUCUUUAUGAAUUAUUAAUGAGUUUUUGAAUGAAAUGUAAAGGACCAUUUCAGUAACAAAAGCAAAUAUGUGAGAUGGAACAGCUGAAAAAAAAAUCAAAAAUGCGGCCUGUUAGUUCUUCAGAGUUAACCUUUCAAGUGCCAAGAGUGAGCAACAUCAAAUUUCUCCUUUUAUUAUAUAUUGUAAUCACUAUCUGUCUUCUCAUUGGCUAGGAGCCUACAGUUAAUUUCAGAAAUCAGCGCAACCUACAGAUUAGUAGCAGGUAACUUACUAAACUGUAGGUUGUGCGCACAUUCCAUUUUUCUAAGAGUAAUGUCAAACUGUGUUGCAAGCAGUGCUGUGUUUGUCCUUAUUUUGUUCAAAGCAGUGUAUAAUAAAACAGUUAUUACUGGAUUCGGGUUUUGUGAUAUCCUAAAUAAUCUAGGUCUUGGUAAGUAUUUUCAGCCUCGGCCUUCAGCUCAGCUGAUAACACUUACCUUAACCAUAGUUAGGAGAAAAGGUUAGGAUAACUUAAAGGAAAAAUGCUUUGAUCUUUUUUUUUUUUUUUAAAUUUCUCAACCAAUUCAUUCAAUGUAUUGAGGCCAGUCUGGAGAAUUAAUAUCUGGGGUUUGUAAUUUUUUCAUUUUAAGAGAUUGUGUCAUUUAAAAGCCAUUUCUUUGCACAGCCUUACAUAAUUACUUGGCAUCUAGUAAUAUAUUGGCAGACUAAGAAGACAAAGUUUUUUGAAAUUUUGUGUGGUUUGCAUUUUCUAUGUUCCACUUUCUAGCAGCAAUAAACUCUUCUGAUGACCUAACCCUUUGAUAACUGGAGGCACCAAGUGAUAUCAAGCUAUGAGUUAUCUCUUGCCACCAUAGUUUAGUUGUAGAGGAAUUUCCUGAAAACUUCAAGACAAUUGACCACUACAGAAAACACUGUAACAUACCAUAAUGUUCUUUGUUUGUCACCCCACAAUUUUGCAUAAGCAUUGUCUUCAGUUUCUUUUGGGAGUUAAAACAUGAGCAUUAUUUUGAAGUUAUUCAUACAACUCUUUCAAAAUUAUUGUUGCAUGGAGACACAAAUGUGAGAUUUUCACAGCCGUCCAAUGCUGUAUGUACAGUACCAUAAUCACCACGAUGAGUGAAAAAUCCUGCAUUUAGGAAUUAUGGCUUGAUUUUCUUGCCUUAAGUGUAAACACUGGAUUAUUGCUCCAUGUGCUGGGUUAUUUUCUAGAUUCUCUUUUGUGUAUAGCAAUUUAGGAUAAAAAUGAUUGAACAUUAAAUUUACAUUAUUUUUCAAAUGUAUUGCAAAGUCAUUUUAUUAUUCUUUGCAAGGAAUUAAUGAUAUUGUUUCAUGUAAAAUCAGAUUGAAAUCUGAAAAACAUUGUAAUGUCCAUGUACUUGAGAUGCCUACCUCAACGUUUUCUGGUUUUUCACACGGCUCUUGAAAAUGUUCCAAGUGCUGUAGCUAUACUUUCCCCUUGUACCACUCCUGGGAAAACCUUCUUUAGCCGGCGUUUUUCUUGGGGUGAGAGAGAAUGGGGCGGGAAGCUCACUUAGCUUGUAUGUGCGCCUGAACAAAAGCGCCAGCUAGGCAGGCUAGUAAAUGUUUAAUUUUUUCAGCGUGUGAAUAACAUUUCUUUUGCUCACGAUUUGCAAAGAAAAAAAAUUGCCGCAAAGUUUUGUACACAAAGAUUCACUCCACUGAAGUAGAAUGCCAACUGGUGUUGUAGAGAAAAUGGCAUUGUUGAUACCAGGGGACACAGGGUAUGAAGCACUACUUCAGCCACAAAACGAGGAACAGGAACUGCCUCCCUCAGGCUUUCCCGAGAAGCGCGGGAGCUGGAGACAAGUGAGCUCUCCUCUUCCCAACACCCCUUUCGCCGCCGCUUUCCUUAACAAAGCCCCGUGCAAACGGACGCAACAUUAUUGACCAACAGCUCCCAACAUUGUUGGAUGUUACAUGUUGCGUCUGUUUGCACACCCUGAUGAAUGUUGUGGCGUGUUGCUGGGAGUUGUUGCGCAAAGGUUGAAACCGGUCAAACUUUUUACUGCAAACGGAGGCAACAACUCCCAACAGUGUUGCGUCCGUUUGCACGUAGCUUGAUAAACGCUUCCUUUAGGUUGUAAAACUUUUAUUAGAUGCCCCUCUCUACUAAACGCCGCCCGCCCCCCUGCCCCCUGCCCCUGUCUAAUAGACGCCCCCUAUGAGAAUUACUCCAAAAUCCUAUGAAGCAGCACAGGGCACCCGCACAAUGUCUGGGUACCCUGUGAUUUACCGUUAGUAUUCCCUAUAAAUCAAUAUUAAAUAAACGUUGAAUUACCUUAACUGUGGUAUAUUGUCGUUCUUUUGCCUCAAAAGCGGUUUUUUGAGCGAUUUUGAAGGAUUUUGAGUUCGCCGUUUACGUUCCUAAUAAUAGAAGGACAAGGGAGGAAUCCUUGUUUAGAAAGGGCUCUAGCGCCGGAGCGAUUUUCCCCCAGAAAAUCGCAUCGCUCCGCUUUCAAACUUCGCAGCGAAAAGGUUGAAAGAUUCACGCUUCUCCUCGUACCUUCCGAUCGAAAAUCCAUCCAAAAGGUCCGGAGCUAGCCCUCGAAGAAAAUUAAAAUCCCACUGUUAAGCUUUUGAGCAAACUAGAAAAACUACCGUAAAAUUCCGAAAAUAAGUCCCUCCAUGUAUAAGCUCCUCCAAAUAUAAGCCCCCCAAACCAGUAACGCAAAAAACCCUCCGUUAAAUCGUCCCUCCAAAAAUAAGCCCGCCAAAAAGUAUGUACUGCGUAGCUAGCGUUUCCAAUCGAGUUAUUGCGCGAAAGUUAGAGCGGAAGCGAUAAGAAACGGUUUUUUUUGCUCUCUUCCUAACUUUCUCGACGAACUUGCGCGGAAACGCUUGCUACGCAGGCUAGCCAAAAAGGGCCUUUGAAAAAUAUAAGCCCCGGGACUUAUUUUCGGAAUUUUACGGUUUCAAUGGAAAAAGGGAAUAAAGGUAUGCGGUUCCAAUAUUUCGGCUGACAAAAUUAGCCUUCAUUAGGGCCAGAGCUACACUCUAGUGAUAGGCAGAAAAAGACAAUAGGCGAAAAGUGCAGUCUUCCAAAAACAACAUUAAAAGGGUCGACAUACAGUGCUAUCGGUAUUUUCCUUGAAAUUCUUCCAUUGUCUUUAAACUUCUAAGCUCAGUUGAACUGAACAGCUUGGUGUUCCUGUGGUACAACCCGUGACUUCUCAUAUGGCAUGCAUACCUGAGAGGUCGCCGCCAUUUCCUCCGUAACAAGCGUCGGGUUGAACGUCAACUUUACUAGUCAUGGGUGCUUUCGCUAGCUUGUUUAAGGGUCUUUUUAGCAAGAAGGAGAUGAGGAUUCUCAUGGUUGGUCUUGAUGCCGCCGGGAAAACGACGAUUCUUUACAAGUUGAAGCUUGGUGAAAUCGUUACAACCAUCCCAACAAUUGGUAAACUUAAGUUAACGUUAUGUUACUCUUCGGGGGUUAUUCCACGGAUCAUGUUAUUAUAUCAGUCAUGUAACACGUUUGUCAACUUUUGUUUGCAGGAUUUAACGUAGAAACAGUUGAAUACAAGAACAUUAGUUUUACAGUGUGGGAUGUCGGAGGCCAGGACAAAAUUAGACCACUUUGGCGACACUACUUCCAAAACACUCAAGGUAGUAAAAUAUAGUUUACGACCAUUAUUUCUUUGAUUCGCUUUGCACUUUGCAUUUAGUAGCUCAUGUUUGCGAAUUGGCAGAUAAGCAUUGUUGUAUGUUUUGUUUAGGUCUAAUAUUCGUUGUGGAUAGCAACGAUCGUGAACGAGUAGCAGAAGCAAGGGAAGAAUUAAGCAGAAUGUUGAAUGAAGAUGAACUCAGAGAUGCUGUUCUUCUCGUAUUUGCCAACAAACAGGUACAAAAUUAUCAUGAAAACACCUAAAACUACAACAAACGAUAUCAUAAGAAUGUCGAAUCCUGUUCCUUUAAUGUUUUAUUAUAUCAAGUGUUUAAUGUUCCUCAACUACCCUAUUUAUUAAAGAGCAAGAGCUUACGAGGGAUAUUCGUACAAAAUUCAUUUCCUUUGUCCGGAAUUUUUUUUUUAAUGGAUCUUGUCUUACAGCCAAGUGUUUUCAUUAAUUACAUAUGGCAAUAAGGAAUAAAUACAUAAGUCAUAUAAACAAUUACUGCUGGUUUGUACAUAAUGUCACGGCGGCAAUGUUGGAGGUCAAGAACAAAAGCAUUUCCCUCCCCUGGGAACUAACUCUAUUUUCAUGUAAAUUCUUUGACAAAAAAUUAUACAGUGAAACCUGUAUUAAGCGGACACUGUAUUAAGUGGACACCCUCUAUUAAGCGGACAGUAGCCGAAGUCCCCAAAUGUAUUUCCCCUAUUUUCUUUAAAUGAAACCUUUAUUGAGCAGACACCUAUUAAGUGGACGUGGAUGCCUAAAAAGUACCUGAAAUGGUCAUUUCUAUUGUUUCCAACCUGUAUUAAACGGACAGUGUAACUGAAUUCCACCAACCAACAUGCCAGACACCGGAAAUGCGAAAGAUUGCCAUCCACAAAUUUUUCAAUGUUUACAUUAAAAAACGUGACUUGACGAACUUAUUUGAUUAGUUUCACAGUACAGUAUUGUUUUCUAUUUCGUUUUGUUUGUAUAGAGCUUGUUUCACUCAUCCGAUUUCUUCAAAUUUGAGUUGCAAUCUAUGUUUAUGGUACUAUGAUCAAUUGAUCCACUUAAAUAAAGACAUUAUUGCAAACAUAUAUCGUCAUAGUCUCUGGGAGUACAGCUAAACGUUUCCACCGUUCAUUUGAAUGGCAUUUGACACCUCAAAUGACUUUAUCUAUCGAAACCUGUAUUAGGCGGACACCCUGUAUUAAGCGGACACCACAGCAUUCCCCGAGGGUGUCCGCUUAAUACAGGUUUCACUGUAUUCGUAUUGACCCCUUUGUCACAUGGUGGCAAGCCAAGAAUUAUUAUAUAGUCGAACCUCCAUAUGUGACCACCUAUCCAAAACACCAAAACGUUCCCAGUCAAAGCCUUCCAGUUGGAACCUCUUGUCAACGACCACCUCCCAUAGGGAACCGCAAGCAUUAUCUGGGGCUUAUGGUUUAAUGAUUUUCCACCCUUUUUAACCUCUUGUAAGUGACCACAUGAUGAUUUGUCUGAUCUCUUAUGUUCGCUGUGUGUACUAUGCUACUUUGAAUUAUAUACAAAGAAUUUUAGAAUCAACAUGGAACUCCACAUGAAAUUGCAUGCAAUUAAUUAGUUACCAUAAAGAUGAUGUGUCCAAACGUCUUCUCAGAAAAUACCCCUGUGGUUAGAUUCUUGUAAGCGAACACCUGUCAUAAGCGACCACUAGGUCUUCGCAUCUUAGGUGGUCAUUUACAGGAGGUUCGACUGUACUAGUAAUGAUAAUCAUACAGACAUCAGUAUUCUCUCCCCAGUCGCAUGCUUAGGGACCCCUCUGCUGGAAAAUAGGGGUCCUCAAAGAAACUUCACGGGGACAAAGUUAUUCUAAUUGGACAGUACAAAAUGCAGAUUGCAGACGAUUGUUUUCAGAGUUAGAAAACAAAGGUGCUAUAGUUGUCACGUCCUCAUUUGCAUGGUGAAAACAAUGGUCUGCAGCAGUCUACCAUCUGCAUUUUAUACUGACUGUUAUUCUAAUCUACUCUACCCUUAUCUGUUAUCAGUGAACACCAAGAACAAAGAACAAGAGCCCAUGCUCUUAAUAGUCUGUAGUCAGUGCGCUAUGAGUGACCCUAACAAUAUUUUUGUACAACCUUUUUGGAACAGCGGUAGUAUCAUUAUGCUUACGUUAUUUAUUUAUUUUUUUUUUUUUAGGACUUACCAAAUGCAAUGAAUGCAGCUGAAAUAACGGACAAAUUAGGCUUGCAUAGCUUAAGAAACCGUUUGUGGUACAUCCAAGCAACGUGUGCAACAAGCGGAGAUGGAUUAUAUGAAGGUCUUGAUUGGCUUUCCAAUGAGUUGAAAAAGAGAAAAAACUAAAAGUAAAAGUUAGAAAAAGUUUAUAUGCAACAAGACACAUUUGGGAAUGGCCAUUGGGCUGAAAACAGUGAAAACAUUCAUUGACACUAAAAUAACUGUGGUUGUAGCCUGUUCCAGGGUCUUAGAUAGUACUUAGGGAUAACGCAUAAGUAAAACACACUUGAAAAUAUGAGUGCGUGAUCGGGAAAAAGGGAGCAGUGGCGGGAAAAAGAAAGGAUGUGACCUUCCCCGCCCUUCCUCUCCCCAGUUUCCUCCUGUUUUAUUUCAUGUUUGCGCUUUCUCAAUUUCAUAGACCCAAUUAUCUCGGAGCCUGGAACAGGCCAUUGUGAUUUCUCUCAUUAUUACUUUCAAUUUCAUGUAUGUAAGCCAUCCAUUUUCUUACAUUGUACGUAGAGAUUGUUCUGUUUGGCUUUUGUGACGCACUGUACUUGUGGACAAUUUAUUUCAAAAAGAUCGAAUGGAUGUUUAUGUGAUGUUGAGUAAAAAUAAUUAUUCAAAACCAGUUUUGGGCAAUCUUUCAACUCUUAAGAACAUUUGGUUCAUUGCAGUGUUGUGAGAGUGUUAAAGCUAAU